AUGUGGUGUGAUAACUGUCUGCUGCUUUUGCCGUUGCGUGGUGGUGCCAUUGCGUGGGCUGUUGUUUUAGCUCUGUACAGCAUAGCCGGGGGAGUAUUCUUGCUUGUCCUGGGUCAAUAUCUUUUUUUCACGUUCCCGGAAUGGCAAAUAUAUGGGGGCAUCGGUGUUGGUAUUGGUGUCCUUGCCGUGAUCAACCUCUUUGCUUUAUCGAAUAGAUCAUACAUCUGGAUCCGAGUGUGCAAGUUCCUCUGGCCUUUUGUGAUUGUCAUAUCCGCUGUUCGGGCCAUCCUGAUGAUCGUGCAGCUCCAAAGAGGAAAGGACAAGAUCGCUUGGGAGUGUAGCCACGGAGGACAAAUGUGGACCGACACAGUCGAGACUGGCACUGAGACUCCGGCGCAAAUGCCCGGCGGGUUUUGCGCAGCCGGCUUUUCUAAUUUGAAUGCCGCAUUCAUAGUCUGCCUUCUGGUCGACCUAGUCUUCCAGUUGUACAUGUACUUCCUUACAUGGCGUUUCUCCAAGCGACUGGAGCACUAUUCAACAAUGAAGGGACCAUUUCACGGUGGGUAUUACAAUGCCUAG
This is a messenger RNA of Pleurotus ostreatus (oyster mushroom), 579 nucleotides long. RefSeq lists its product as uncharacterized. The coding region runs from base 1 to 579 and encodes 192 amino acids. The record is from RefSeq and is a predicted model, not a curated record. The transcript is spliced from 9 exons. Lineage: Eukaryota; Fungi; Basidiomycota; Agaricomycetes; Agaricales; Pleurotaceae.